This is a messenger RNA of Rhizophagus irregularis DAOM 181602=DAOM 197198, 714 nucleotides long. RefSeq lists its product as uncharacterized. Gene Ontology annotation, molecular function: channel activity. NCBI's taxonomy places the organism in Eukaryota, Fungi, Glomeromycota, Glomeromycetes, Glomerales, Glomeraceae. Gene Ontology annotation, cellular component: pore complex. The record is from RefSeq and is a predicted model, not a curated record. Gene Ontology annotation, biological process: cytolysis in another organism; pore complex assembly; monoatomic cation transport.
UUUCUUCUAAUUUUUAACCAUGUCAGUAGGCGUUUACCGUAUUCCGAUUAUAACUUAUUCUUUGCUCGAUGCAGUCUUAAAAAAACUACCAACCAGCAGAAAAGUUGCUAUUGCUAUCAAAAAUUAUUCUUUACAAACUCUUGAUAAACCUAGAAUAUUUUUUGUAUCUGGAGUAUCUCAAUUCGGGCUUCCUUCUUUUCCAGUCCAAAUGGGUGAAGGUUUGGUUUGGGGUGCCUGUAAGACUGAAUAUUCGACUAAAGGAACUUCAGGAGUUAUUGUGUACCAUAUCAAAGAUUAUAAUUUAUCUUUAGCCUUUAUGUGGAGCAUUCCAUUCACCUAUCUCUUUUAUUCAAAUUGGUGGAAUCUUAAAGUUUAUGAAGGUUUGAUCGAACCCGAUGAAGAUUUUUUUUGGAUGAUGUACUAUGACAGCCCUCAUAAAGGAGACGGCAACGCUUAUAGCGGUAAACUAAGCGGUGGUUGGAGUUAUAAGGGAACAAUGGGGAGUGAAGGUCAAUCUAUUAUCGUUGUUAAUUUUCAAGAUUAACUUGUUAAAAGACCACUCACUCUUUUAAAGAUAGUACUUUAACUAUCAAAAUAUACAAAAUUAGUAUUUUAUGGACGAAAUGUACUUAGUAUUUUUAUUUUUAAUGGACAAAAUGUAUUUUAUUUUUGUAUUUUUGGGGGCUUCUUAAAUAAAUAACAGUAAUGAUUUCA